AUGGAAAUCAUUAGGGAAGCGAAAGGGAGCGCCGCCGCAGGCGCCGGUGCUGCCGGUGGGAUGAAAUUUCAAUCAUCAGGAGAACCGGACCCGGAAGAGAUCGUGGACGAGUUCGAUUUGAUGGACGCCGAGGAACGCGAAGAGGUGUUCUCCGGAACGUCUCACACCGUGUCGUGGCGGAAGGCUCGGGCCUACCUGUGUGCCGUCCUAACCGCGAGGUGGCGAUGCGGGACCAAGAGUCGAGUGUACCGCCACCGUCGUUCACAGGAUGCGAGGACGCCGGCAUUGGCAUCGCCGGCAGCGGCACCCGCCACGAACGCUGUGCGCCCAGCGGAUUCUUCCGGCCCGGAGCCUAGCGACAUUGAAGCCGGGCGCGCCGCAGGGGAAGCAUGUCGAAGGUCAGCCGAGCCCAGUCCCGGAGAGCCUGCUGCGAGAAGCAGCGACCAAGGCCGGGUGACCUCGAGCGAUGUCAAGUCUGGAAGUAGGGAUCAGGGUUUCAUUCCAUUCGCCUCAUGGCGGCGGCGGCGGCGGUCUGGUGGUGCGGGGUCGGGAUGGAAUAGUAGUGGUUUGAUGGACUGGAGUGUGGCGCGGUGGCGUAAUCUGUGUACUCGCGGCGGGACGGCGGCUGCCGGGGAACAACAGGAUGACGUCGAUGCCGGGGGACAACAACACCAGACGCUACGGCAGCACCGGCGACAGCGGCGCCGAAAGCAGUGGUGUCAGGAUAGCUUCUUGCCCGUGCCGAUGUUGGGGUGCGGUCUAGUCGAGCGCCUCGGUGCCGUCACGACGCUUUGCAUGCUGGACGAGGACACGGUAUGCGAGCCAACCUCAGCCAUCAAGGAGGUUUUCCUGGUAGACUCCAAGGCCAACGACGCCGGUGUCAGCACUACCGGGACCGUCCUGGACAUGCACACCCAGCAGGGCAAGAAAGGGGUUCGCUUCGAAGACCCGCACUGGUGGACCCACCUCCCUGCCCUCAAGCCUAUCGGCCUUACCUGCUUGCUUGCCGAGAAGAAUUCGGAGCAACCUCGGCAGCAAUUCAAGAGGAGAUCCGUUCCCAGCAGCCCUGAUCUUGCCGAAGGCCGUUCCACUCAGUCUACCCAAACGUGA
Ectocarpus sp. CCAP 1310/34 is the source of this 1110-nucleotide messenger RNA. The record is from the annotation of a GenBank genome assembly. Lineage: Eukaryota; Phaeophyceae; Ectocarpales; Ectocarpaceae.